AUGAAUGGAAUUUUGCAGGAAUCUCAUACUUGUCUGCAGCUGAAGGCAUUAAUGAAGAAAAGCCACGAUGAUAUCUGCCAGUCGCAGCUGUCCUUCUAUACAACGUGGGUUUCACGCGGAUCCGUCGUUGAAAUUGAAACGUUGGGAUGCAAAUCAGGCCUAGGCCUUGACAAGCGCUCACGUGGAGAUUCGCCAUCCCUGAUGCUUCUUCCGCGCGCGCCUCAUAAAACCAGCAAAUUGAAAAACAGUCUCUAUCUUUCCGCUCCCCUCUUCUCAGCGCUCUUCUCCGCGUGCGACGCGACGCACGUAGCUCCCGUGCCUCCACGAUCGGCCCUAUGGAAGGCCAAGACUUCCUUUCUCACAAAUAUUGGUUGCAUUCCCUUGGCACAACCGCCUCCUCGCUCCCUCCGCAUAUUAGUGCAGCCCACCUCGUCGCGCCUCCAAAGAUUCACACUCAAGGCUAAACUCCUUCAGCAACCUCCACAUGCAUCUGAUACCGUGGGCACCAUAAAGUACUGGCGGUCAGAUCUUCGUAUAUCCUACUACAAGACCCGGAGACAUAACAUACGGAUAUGCAGAUCCUAUGGUUUAUCCUACAAGCUGCUGAUGUUCUUUGUCCAAAGGCGGAGAGGCGAGUCUUCUGCCCAUCCGUCAACUACCACUGACUAUAUACUUUUACUAUACCAGAUCCUAUGUUCACAUGUACAAGCUGCCAGUGUUCUUUCUCCUCCUGCUGGAAGUGCAACUACCUUAGGUCUUCACGCAUUUCCAAGCCGAGAGUUCCAGCACACCGUUAAUUUGAUUACAUGGAUCCCAUGCCCACAUUUACAAGCCGCUGGUGUUCUUUCUCCUCCAGCUGGAAACAGAAAUCGUGGGGAAGCUCUUGCAUGUUUUGACCUCCUCUUCUCGUCGAUCGUCAACUCUCAACUCCAAAUCGACGGGUACAAAGGUGCUGGCGGAUUUUCUGCCGUAUCCUCAACUGAUUUUGGUUAUCCUCUUACAUAGGUAAUUUUCCAUACCCAUUCGGAGUGGGUAUGCAGAACGACCUAUGUAACGAGAACCACCAGCUAUUCUAUUCUCCGUUUGCGGUGAUAUGACGAGCGAGAGGAACGAGGAGUCUAAAGGACAAGUACAAUCUCAGUCUCUUGAAAGAACUGAGAUGCCCGGGCGCUACAACUGGCGCUUUUAAGGUAAGUAGCUUGACUACGGUUAGAUAUGAAAGCGAAACAUAAAAUAUUCUAGGACGCGAGCCGACGUCAAUACGUCGCUCGCCUUUGUCCGUUUUGGCUUGUGCUCGUACCUCUCACUCAUCCUCUGUUCCUAUCUCGGAUCCGUCGGUCUUCCUCGUCUCGGAUCUCUCGGAUUCCACCACCGUUCUGUCUUGAGUCUUCGUAGAUGUAGGGGAUAUAUUUCUGCCCAUAUGUGUCGAUCCCACACUGUUCAGUACAAGCUGUCGAUGUUUAUUGUUCUC
Molecule: messenger RNA, 1471 nt
Organism: Suillus subalutaceus
Lineage: Eukaryota; Fungi; Basidiomycota; Agaricomycetes; Boletales; Suillaceae
Exons: 11
Coding region: 1-1005 (334 amino acids)
Source: RefSeq, a predicted model, not a curated record